Colletotrichum higginsianum IMI 349063 is the source of this 1500-nucleotide messenger RNA. RefSeq names its product Amidase. The record is from RefSeq and is a predicted model, not a curated record. Bases 1 to 1500 code for a protein of 499 amino acids. Lineage: Eukaryota; Fungi; Ascomycota; Sordariomycetes; Glomerellales; Glomerellaceae. The transcript is spliced from 7 exons.
AUGAAUCCUCCGAGUUGGAAAGAGCUCGCACAAGUCUGCGUGGACGUCCAGCAAAAGUCGAUACCAAAAGCGUAUCUGCUUCCAGACGACCAACUUCCCUCAAAAGACCGUCGGAACGUUCAAAUUGUGCCGUAUGAAGCGGGGACUCUGUCAAUUGAAGAACUGGACAUGACAGAGCAAGAUGCUUCUAGCUUGCGUCUGAAGUAUCAGACAGGCACUAAUUUUGCCACGGAGAUACUUGCCGAGGAGGCCCUGAAAACGGCCGAAGAGCUCGAUGCAUAUUAUCAAAAGACAGGCCAGCUGCGCGGCCAGCUCCAUGGAAUCCCGGUUUCUGUCAAGGAACACAUUGGGAUGGGUGGACAUAUUACCCACGCCGGCUUCGUGUCCAAGAUUGCAAACGUCCCACUUGAAGAUGCACUUUCCAUCCAAAUCUUGAAAAAGGCUGGAGCCGUAAUUCAUGUCCGCACCAAUCAGCCCCAGAGUCUGAUGCACUUGGAUUGCAACAAUAAUAUCACCGGUAUGACACUGAACCCGCACAACCUGUUGUGUUCUCCCGGAGGUUCUUCUGGCGGCGAGGGCGUAUCUGUUGGCGCCAGAUGCUCCGUUAUUGGCGUCGGUACCGACAUUGGCGGCAGCAUUCGUGUUCCGGCAGCAUUCAACGGAUGUUACGGCCUUCGACCUACUGCCCUUCGGGUUCCCAAUCUCGGGAACUUUGGCAUUACUUCUGGACAGGAAAGUAUUCGCGGUGUGGUUGGCCCAUUGGGUCAAAGCGUCGACGACUUGGAACUGUUCAUGAGUACGAUGCUUGAAGCGGAGCCCUGGGACAUUGAGACCAUGUUGGUGCCAGUGCCUUGGAGAGUCGUCAAACCACACCCACCGGUCCUUCGAGCCCUUCGCUCAGCCAUGGGCAAGUUGAAAGAAGCGGGAAUCAACGUCGUGGACUGGAAGGCUCACGACCAUGCGCGUGGUUGGGAUAUAGUGUCAGCUUUGUAUUUCCCUCAAGGGCCGAAGCCAUACCUGGAUACAUUCGCAGAGAGUGGAGAACCAACGCUUGCUCUCACCCAACACGCUUUCAACUUCUCUAAAGCGGAGCCGCUCUCGGUAGCGGAAAACUGGGACUUGAACUAUAAACGAGAGGCAUACAGACGAGAGUAUCACGCUUUGAUGAAGCACCUUGGUGUUGACUUUAUCCUCUGUCCGGCCUAUGCCGGGGCCGGGGUGUUGCAAGGUGGCGCAGAGUACUGGAACUACACUGCAAUCUGGAAUGUGCUUGAUCAGCCUGCGGCCAUCCUGCCCAGCGGACUCAGGGUUGAUAAGUCUAUGGAUAGGCUUGAGGAGGGAUAUAAGCCCCGGAAUCCAGACGACGAGAGAGAAUGGAGAGCUUAUGAUUCGGAGCUACUUGACGGCAUGGCUAUUUGCUUGCAGCUUGUUGGUAAACACUUCCAGGAUGAGGAAGUUCUUCAAGCAGCGAAGCUUGUUGAUCGGGUUCUGAAGAGGUAA